AUCCAUGUAAACUGAUACAUUCUGCUGGAGAACUUGAAGAAAGCCUUAAAAAAUUAACUAAUACAGCCAUCGUAUGAGUUGGUAAGCUGCCAUAUAAUAAAUUCUUGCAUCUGGGUUUAAUACUGCUUUACUGUGGCAUGUUUGUUAAUUAUAUUACUGCUAAAGUUAAUUAUUUUCUUUUUUAGUAAAUACGCGUAAACAGCUGAAUUUACCUCCGAUAGAAGUUGUUGAAGUUAACCCAGAGAAUUACCCUAACUAUAAGAUUUUUUUGGAAAGUAAAUCAAAUAACAAGAUGCUGAAGGCAAAUUCUCUGUUUUUAUAUCAGGUCUUUCCAGGAAAUACAUCCCAGUGGUUAAAGAUACUUCACCAAGCUGUAAAUGAGAAUAAGUACAGUGUAACAGAAAACCUUCUCAGUUUCUUCAAGGAAGCCUGCCCACAUCUAAUUAACUCAGAGGAAAUAUCUUCAGGCUGUGUAGCUCUGCACCUGGCUAGCCAAAGUGGAUUCUUUGACACUGCACUGCUGCUCUUGGAAAAUGGAGCAUCUGUCAAUAAAACGGACAGGAAUAAGCACCUCCCAUUUUAUUAUGCCUUAGCAGGAAAACACAGGGAUGUUUCUACUGCAGCAAAUUUGUCACCUGAAAAGAGAGCUCCUGACUGA
Rana temporaria (common frog) is the source of this 658-nucleotide messenger RNA. Its product is annotated as ankyrin-repeat domain containing transcription coregulator asaA-like. The transcript is spliced from 5 exons. Bases 293 to 658 code for a protein of 121 amino acids. Lineage: Eukaryota; Metazoa; Chordata; Amphibia; Anura; Ranidae. Gene Ontology annotation, molecular function: protein binding. The record is from RefSeq and is a predicted model, not a curated record.